Molecule: messenger RNA, 1977 nt
Organism: Epithele typhae
Lineage: Eukaryota; Fungi; Basidiomycota; Agaricomycetes; Polyporales; Epitheliaceae
Product: DnaJ-domain-containing protein
Exons: 10
Coding region: 1-1977 (658 amino acids)
Biological process (GO): cristae formation
Source: RefSeq, a predicted model, not a curated record
AUGGCUGGACUGCCACCUGACGCAGGCCUCGAAGGCCUCGCGGCAGAUGAGCCUGAAUACUUGUACUCCGUCCUCAACCUUCCCAAGACCGCCGCCGACCAGGAGGUCCGCGAGCGCUACCGCCAACUCUCCAUCGUCUUCCACCCGGACAAGCAGACCGAUCCUGCGCACAAGGACGCCGCGGCGGAACGCUUCCUCCAGGUGCAGAAGGCCUAUGAAGGUCCCGAAGGCCUGCAGCUCGUCCGCACCGCCGACUUCGCGAGCGUUCCCGAGGAUGAGUUUGAACGGCAGCUCAGGCGGCAGCAGCUCGAAGCCGACCGGCUGCGUGUCGAACAAGCUCUCAACCCCAAGGGCAGCGUGACGGUCGUGUUUGAUGUGUCGUCGAUCAUCGAUGACCAUUACCUGGAUGAAAACGAUAAGCCCGUGUCAUUAUGGCAAAAUUUCCGGCUUGCUCUCCAAGAUGUGACCAAAUCCUCUAUCGCCCUAAGGCAUAGCAUCCGGCGAGAGAUCAACAAAAAUACUUUGUUGAUUCUCAGCAACAAGCUCACUAUUGGGAAGACUCCUCGGCAGAGUCGCGGCGCAAUUAUCGGAACGGUACAACACCAGUAUUCUCCUCGGUUGAGGUUUCAGGCAACAACGAGCCUGCUCGCUCUCUCUGGUCUGGGCUUCAAAGCAUCGUACAAGGCCGAUAAUUACGUCUUAGCAUGCGAGUCCCAAGUCUCGCGCGCGUUCCUCUUACGCCCUUCCCUGCACCGGUCGCCGGCCAUCCCGCCUGUGACGGUCUCUUACGCCCAGCGUCUCUUUCCCAACUCCAAUACACAAGGUACUCUUGCCGCAUCGUUGACCGGCGCUGGUCCUCGUGUCGUAGUUGGGCUCUCGUCUUCUGAAAUUCACGACAGCCUUCGCGAAGAGGCGACAGACGAGGACGGUGUUCCACCGAGUCUAGCAUUCAGGCCACCUUCAGUGUCUGGCCUCUCGCUCUCCACCAACAGCUGGAACGUUGAGCUCGACCUCGCGGGUCUCCAAAGCGGCGUGGGCGCCCGGUAUUCCGUCUCCUUUAUGGAGCUGGGCGUGGAGCUGCAGGCAUUCAUAAGGCAGGGCUUGAACGGGGUCGUCUGGCUCCUUGGAGGACAGUGGACCCGUGGCCAUGCGGCUGUGGGGGCAUCUGUCAGCGUCAGCGCCGAGGGCGUGGUGCUCAAUAUCGACGCGUCACACUUCGGCCAGACCCUGAGCCUGCCCAUCGUUCUGUCACACAUGGACAACGACGACGUCGCGGUUUGGACGGCGGUCGUGCCGUCGGUUGUACUGGGCGCGCUAUAUUAUUUCAGGCUCCGCCCGCGACGACGCAAGGAGCGGCUCGAGUUCAUACGCGCCGCGCACCGCCGACUCCAAGGGGAGAAGUCGGAGAUCCUGCGCCAGUACCACGAAACCGUCAGUCUCCUGCGGGACGUGGCCGCACGACACACACGCACCGAAGCCGCCUGCGACGGGUUGGUUGUCCAAGAGGCGGUUUAUGGGCCGUCCGAACGGGACGAAGGGACCGAGGGUCUUGAUGUGGACGUCACUGUGCCGCUGCAGGCCCUGGUGAACGCUAGUCAGCUAUACAUCCCAGGGAAACGAAGCAAGGUCGGCAUCCCCGGAUUCCUUGACCCUGUCCCUGGCGUGCCCAAGUCUCUGCGCAUACGCUACAAUUUCCACGGUCGCGAGCAUUACGCAGAGGUGCCGGACCACAGGCCUGUGGUGCUCCCCUUGAAAGGUGCGUUCGCCUCCCAGCCCGUCCUCAUGGCGGUCGAGACGUCGACUCGCGCUUCUUCGCCUUCCCCCGUCCGAGGCCGCGGGCCGCAGACUGAAGUGUUCGGGGCAUUGGCAACGAAUGGUGACGCAAGUUUCUUCAGCCAGUGCCUCGACCUUCCCGGUAGUGCACACUGCUGCCGUCAUUGGCACUGCAUGGGCCGCGAGGAUCCUGGCCGGGGUUGA